AUGCUAUGGACAAAAUUUGAUGUGUUUUUGAAAAAUAAUAACACAGGAGUUUGUGACUUCACUGUCAAAGGAAAUUUAUUUGGAGGAUCUUUGAAUGUUUACAUUGGCAAAUCCAACAAUGUUGUUGCUCAGAUAAAUAAGAAGUUUGACACUGUGUUUAGCAGGCAAAAGUUCAUGGUCACCCUGCUAAAUGAUUGUUGGAAAGCAUUCAGAAGUGAAAGUACACAAUCAAAUCUUAUCUUUACAAGGAAGCGAUCCUCUUUAGUCACAAUAUGGACAGAGGAUGAACUGUCUUUGAAAAAUAAUAACAAAAUCAGUCAAUGGCCAAAAUUUGAAGUAUUUUUGAAAAAUAACAACACAGGAGUUUCUGACUUCAACGUCAUAGCAAAUUUAUUUGAAGGAUCUUUGAAUGUUCGCAUUGGUAAAUCCGACAAUAUUGUUGCUCAGAUAAACCAGAAGCUUGGCACUAUGUUUAGCAGAAAAAAGUUCAUGGUUACCGUAUGUUCGAACAUGGAUUAUGCAUUCAUUGUGGCUCUAAUUGUGACACUUGAUUAUUAA
Medicago truncatula (barrel medic) is the source of this 558-nucleotide messenger RNA. Its product is annotated as protein LURP-one-related 13. The transcript has 4 exons. The record is from RefSeq and is a predicted model, not a curated record. The coding region runs from base 1 to 558 and encodes 185 amino acids. Lineage: Eukaryota; Viridiplantae; Streptophyta; Magnoliopsida; Fabales; Fabaceae.